AUGAAAUAUGCUUUAACAAAUUUGACUAAAGAAAAAAAUUAUCCAAAUGACAAUUAUAAUAAUGUGUGUAAGUCACAGGAUAACUCCUUUAGUUUAAGAAAGCAAAAGAAAAAUUGUAAACUUAUAUCUUAUUUAAAAAAUGAGUCUAAAAUUCAUCAUCUCUUUUCAAAUAAGGAAAAUAUAAAAUCACCUCACGCUUUAAAUAAAAAUGAAAAUAUGAAAAGAACUCAAGUGAAUGAAAAGAAAACAAAAGAAAACAUUCCUAGUAAUAUGUCUAAUUCGGGAUGCUUAUUAAAACAUGAUAAUAUAAAAUUUAGUGUCACAUUAAAAAAUAUAAAAGACAUUACUCAUAUCAAUAAUUCUUUUCUUAUAAACCCUCCUGGAAAAAAAAAAAAGAAAAAAGAAAAAUGUACUCUUCUUAAUAAAAUUAUUAACAAAGAUAAAAAUAAUAUUAAUGUGACAAAUAAAAAUAUUUUACUCUCUUCAUCAAUUAAUAAUAAUAGUAAUAAUGAUAGUUUGUCUACCCAUGACAAAAAGGACCAAAUAAAAGAAAUAAAGGAAAACAUAAUUGUAUACCCACAUGUAAAAAAUGAUAACAAUAAAAAUAAUAAUAAUAAAAAUAAUAAUGAUGAUGAUGAAAAUUAUUAUAACAAGUAUUAUAAUAUACUUAACCAUAUAUGUAAUAAUAAUACUUACUAUGAUGACAAUUUUAAGGAUAAACCUACUAAUGAACAGGAAACCUCCCAGGAAUCAAAUAUUUUAAAAAACAAAAAACUAAAUGAUAUAUUAACCAAUUACAAUUCCAUAAAAAAAAAUGUUGAUAAAAAAGAUAAAAGUAAAAAGGAUAUUAAACAAAAUUAUUGGUAUUAUGAUAAUUUAUUACAAAUAUAUGAACACAAGUAUCUUAAAAAUAUUUCCAAGGUUAAUUAUUUCGAUAAGGAUGAACAUUCAUCAAAAAAUUGUCAUUAUGAUGAAAAUGAAUCAAAUAAAGAAUCAAAAAGUUUAUUAUUAAAUAAUAAUAUUAUAAUAAAUAAUAUUAAAAGCCAACAAAGCAAUGAAAAAGAUCAUAAAACAUGGAAUAAUGUUCAACAUAUAUUACUACAAAGGAGUAAUAAAGAAAAUGAGAAGGAAAUAUAUUCUGAUGGUAAAGAUCAAAUAUUUUUAUCAAAUAAUACAUUUGAAAGUAUUAUCAAUCCGACAAAUGAUGAUGAUAAUAAGGAUACUAUUAAUUAUGAAAAUUAUAUUAAUGAACUCUAUAAUAUAUUAUAUAAUAAUAUAAAUGAACAUAAUAAUAUCACACCAAAUAUUCAUAUAGAGAAUAAUACAUUUAUCGAAAAAAAUGAAAACAACAAUAAUAUUUCAUCAUUUGAAAAUGAAAAGAAUAUAUCUAAAUCUUGUCACAGUCAUACAGAUAAAAACAAAAAUAUUAUUCAGAAUGAUAAUAUUGAAAAAGAUUGUAACUCAACAUUGUUAGAAGAGGAGUCCUUGAAUAAGUUAUCAUUCAAUGAAUCUAACAUUAUAGAUGAGGAAACAAAUUUUAUGGAUGAAAUAAAACAUAAUGUUAAAGAAAAAAAGGAUGUAUUUUGUCAAAAACUUUAUAACGAUGUAUACAACAGUGAUAAUUAUAUAAAUGAACAAAUGAGAUAUCUACAUGAUACUAAUUCAUCAACAAUUCACACAGAAAAAGAAACAGAUAAAUGGAAAUAUAAAAACGUAUUUGAAAAAAAAUGUGAAAAUAAACUUCUCAAAAUAAAGGAGACUCCUAUGAACCCUUUAAAUAAAGUGACAAAGAAAGAUAUGAAUAAUUUUGGUAUAUCAAAAAUUAUAUGUAGUAAAAAAGAAAUAUGUGAUGAAUUAUCCUCUUCAAAUGAUAACGAUAAAAUUACGGCAAAUAUAAACAUAGAAAAAAUAGAAAAAAAAAAAUCGUCAACUCAUAUGAAAAAAAAUGAAAUACUUGUAAAACGAAAUAUGUUGUCUACAUUAAGAGAAAUAAAAAAAGCACGAAAUGUUUUAGCAGAAAAGAAUAAUAUAAAGUUUAAAAAAAAUGAACAUAAUGAAGGAGUUAAAAAUAUAAAUAUAUGUAAAGAAGAUUUAUACGAAGAAAGAAAAAAUGACAAGCAAAUUAUAUAUAUAAAAAAUUAUCAACACCAUCAGAAUAUAUUCAAAAAUAUUAAUAAUAAAUAUAAUGAUAUACAAAUAAAAAAUAAUAAUUAUGAGAACACAAAAUUAUAUGUGUUCACAAAUAAAUCAUUUAGUUUCAAUAAAAAUAUAGAAAAAAACAUACAACACAAAGUUAAAACAUAUAAUACCAAUGAAUAUAAAAUAUUAAAAAAUAAAAAACAAAAUGAGAACAAUAUAAUAAAAAGGUCUACUUCAAAUGAAAAACAAAAAAAACAAUUUUUAAAAAAAAACGAAAAAGUCAUAAAAAAUAUUAAAUAUAAAAAAAAGAAUGAUAUGUCUAAAAUAAUAAUAAAAAAAAAGAAUUCCCUUAAAAAUAAUCACAAAUAUAAUAUUAAUGAUAAUAUAAUAUUAUUAAAACAUAAAGAUUACUUCUUCAAAUUUCCUACAUUCAUUAAUUAUAAAAAUGAAAUACGCAUAACAGAAAAGGUUAAUACAUAUAUAUAUUUAUGUCAUAGAAUUAAUAGUUCUAUAUCAAAUAUGAUGGAUUUUCAAUACAAGUAUUUAUUUAUUCAUAUAUUUGUUUACACAUUGAACCUUAUAAUAUUUUUAAAAUUUUUAAAAACUAAUAUUUUCAAUUCACAAAAUAAUCCAUUAUUAGAAAUCAAAGGAAUACUUUGUAUUCUAUAUAUUUUAAUAGUUCAAAUAUAUAUAUUCUUUGUCAAUAAUUAUUUUUAUUUUAUUCUCAAAAAAAAUAUAAAAAAUAAUAUUUCUGAUAUGGAUAAAAUUAAUUUAAUACAUAUUAUUAGUCAGUUAUUUCCUCAAUAUGAUCAUAAUUUCUUUCAAAAUAAUUUUGACAACCAAUUUAAAAUCAAUCAACAAAAUGUUAAAGAACAAAUAAAUAAUUUAAAAAUGUUAUCACAUAAUAAUGAUCACAUUAUAUAUCACCCUUCAAAUAAAAUAGAAAAAAAGGACGAUAUAAUAAAAAAUACAUUUCAUUAUAAUUAUGAUGCAAUUUUAAAAAAUAGUAAUUUAAUAAAUAAGUAUGAAGAAUAUAACAUGAUACAUUUUGAUACCUAUAAUAAAUCUAAGAACAAUUUAAAUAGUACGUUCAAUCAAAAAAAAUGUAACCUACAUUUUCAUGACACUAUAAAACAGGAUAUUUUAAAUCACCUGUCUUUAGAUAUAGAGAAUGAAAAAGCAAAUAAUAAAAUAAUAAAUACAACACAUCAUAAAAUAAAUGAUAAAACGAAUAAUUUAAAUAAUAUAAUAAAUAACAAUAUAAUUGAAAAAAAUAAAAUAUAUAUAUUAGAUAAUAAACAACAAAAUAAUAUUAUUGAUCAAAAAGUUAUAGAUAUAACAUUCUUUAUAUUAAAUAAUCAGAGUAAAUUAAAUUUACAGGAUUUUUUCUUUUUAAAAUUCAGGAGAUACAAUAAUUGUUUUAUUUUAUUUUUUACAAUACUCCUUAUGUAUAUCACAAAAGUAUUUGAAAUAAAAGAUCCCUUUUAUUUUCAUGAUAACAAAAAUUAUAUUUUCUUCAUUCUAGUUAAUUUAAUUAUACUUCUUCAAAUAAUUUUUUGUAUAAUUAUGGAAAUUAAGGGACUUUUUGUAAGGAAGAUAAAAAAUUUCCUUAACAAAAGAAUAGCAUACCUUUCAUAUGAACUUAACAUAUAUUUAAACCACUAA
This is a messenger RNA of Plasmodium gaboni, 3804 nucleotides long. RefSeq lists its product as hypothetical. The coding region runs from base 1 to 3804 and encodes 1267 amino acids. The transcript has a single exon. Lineage: Eukaryota; Apicomplexa; Aconoidasida; Haemosporida; Plasmodiidae. The record is from RefSeq and is a predicted model, not a curated record.